Molecule: messenger RNA, 1122 nt
Organism: Meloidogyne enterolobii
Lineage: Eukaryota; Metazoa; Nematoda; Chromadorea; Rhabditida; Meloidogynidae
Source: the annotation of a GenBank genome assembly
AUGCACAAAUUAAAUAUUAAGGUAUGCCUUUUCUCCCUCCCACAUUCCGAACGAUUAGACGGUGAUCUACCAUGUACUCUAUAUACUCCUUAUGAUCAUCGUUCUGUGCGUGGUCGCCUUUAUCUAUCACCAAAUUUUAUUUGUUUCACUUCAAGGAUUGAAAGACAAGUUUCUUUAGUUUUGUUAUUGUGUGAUAUUAUUUCUAUUGAAAAACAAAGAACAUUUACUGAUUGGUUGUCUGGUGGAAUAAAAAUAUGUUUAAAUCUUUCUCCCUUGUUGAGUUUACAAGAAGAACAGUUUAACAAUGAAACAAACAAUAGAGAAUUUUAUUUUUCUGGAUUGCAUGAAUUACCUAAAGUUUUGCAACGAAUUAUAGAAUUAUGGGAAUAUUGCAAAAAUAAUGAACAAAUUCGAAAAAAAUCAAAACAAAAUCGCCGUCAUUAUAGCCCUCGUCAACCGCUAUCCGAGCCAUUAUAUAAAACUUUUAAUAAUGUGAAGUCAAUUACAACUUGUUCAAGUUUAAAAACAUCUAAAGCAUGGGAAAAACUUUUUCAUGAUUUUGGAAAAGAUUAUUCAAUUUAUAGAACUGUUGAUAUGCAUCGUUUGUUGCUUGAUGGAGUUCCACCCGAACACAAAGCCCGCAUGUGGGGUAUUUGCUCUGGUGCUUAUUGUGAAAUGCGUUUGAACCCAGGUGAAUACCGAGCACUUGUUCACAAAAGUCGUCGUUCUCAAGCAUUUGCUGAGUUUACAAUGGAAGAGAUUGAACGUGACUUGCAUCGUUCACUUCCCGAACAUCCAGCAUUUCAAUGUGGAAGUAUAGGAAUCGACGCUCUUCGCCGCAUUUUGUCUGCUUAUGCAGUUCGUAAUCCAACUAUCGGUUAUUGUCAGGCAAUGAAUAUUGUCGCUGCCGUAUUUUUGCUUUAUGCACCAGAAGAAUUAGCCUUUUGGUUAUUGGUAGCAGUUUGUGAAAGACUUUUGCCAGAUUAUUACAAUAAUAAAGUUGUUGGUGCUCUUGUUGAUCAAGGUGUUGUUUUUAUGCCAGGACAAUUCACCGACUUUAUUUGUCCUGACAAUUCACCGACUUUAUUUGUCCUGACAAUUCACCGACUUUAUUUGUCCUGA